Molecule: messenger RNA, 865 nt
Organism: Drosophila busckii
Lineage: Eukaryota; Metazoa; Arthropoda; Insecta; Diptera; Drosophilidae
Gene: Vps28
Product: vacuolar protein sorting-associated protein 28 homolog
Exons: 1
Coding region: 74-706 (210 amino acids)
Biological process (GO): protein transport to vacuole involved in ubiquitin-dependent protein catabolic process via the multivesicular body sorting pathway
Cellular component (GO): ESCRT I complex
Molecular function (GO): protein-containing complex binding
Source: RefSeq, a predicted model, not a curated record
UCGAAAAAUUCGUCAUACACAAGAUAACUAAAUUGACGCAUUAACAUUUUUUUGGAUUAAAAACACAAAAGUCAUGCAGGAGCAGAGCCCAGAACUGUACGAGGAGGUGAAGCUGUUUCGCAAUGCUCGCGAGCGUGAGAAGUACGACAACAUGGCCGAUUUGUAUGCCAUCAUCAACACAAUACAGCAGCUCGAGAAAGCAUAUAUCCGGGACUGCAUUACACCACAAGAGUACACAGCGGCUUGCUCCAAGCAUCUGGUGCAGUACAAAAUAGCCUUUAAGCAGGUGCAAUGCGACGAUUUCCCCACAGUGGACACAUUUGUAAAGAAGUUUCGCUUGGAUUGCCCAGCGGCGCUCGAACGGAUACGUGAAGAUCGUCCCAUCACAAUACGCGACGACAAAGGAAACACAUCCAAAUGCAUUGCUGAGAUUGUGUCUUUGUUUAUUACAAUAAUGGAUAAGCUGCGCUUACAAAUCAACACAAUGGAUGCGCUGCAACCAGACGUUAAGGAUCUGGCGGACAACAUGAGUCGCCUAUCGCUCAUUCCCGAGGACUUUGAUGCUAAACAAAAGGUGGACAAGUGGCUGAGCACGCUGAACGAAAUGCAAGCAUCCGACGAGUUGACCGAGGCGCAGGUGCGACAAAUCUUGUUUGACCUGGAGUCGGCCUAUGCGGACUUUAAUAAGCUUCUACACAGCCAGUAGCUUUUAGUUGUUAGUGUUGUCGGCACACAAAGUAACGGGAGAGAGAGAGCUCUCUCUCUUUGUGCUGUGUGAGCCUUAUAUAUUACUCUCAUUAGUGUGUAAUAAGCAAAAGAGCAAAAUAAAGAGACAGUGCAGUUUGCAUUUGUUUGGAUUUAAUCG